This is a messenger RNA of Bombus terrestris (buff-tailed bumblebee), 6121 nucleotides long. RefSeq names its product PAX-interacting protein 1 (gene tj). The transcript has 5 exons. The coding region runs from base 1211 to 2596 and encodes 461 amino acids. The record is from RefSeq and is a predicted model, not a curated record. Gene Ontology annotation, molecular function: DNA-binding transcription factor activity, RNA polymerase II-specific; RNA polymerase II cis-regulatory region sequence-specific DNA binding. Gene Ontology annotation, biological process: regulation of transcription by RNA polymerase II. Lineage: Eukaryota; Metazoa; Arthropoda; Insecta; Hymenoptera; Apidae. Gene Ontology annotation, cellular component: nucleus.
ACGGGAGAGAUCCGUGCCGGGAGUGACAAGGUGGUUGGCCGAUGGUGGGGGGUAAGAGAGCGGCGUGCAAAUGGCGACUCCAGCUCUGCCGAGCCAAUCGUUGCACGCGCACCCCAGAAUCGAGUGAACGCUGGUCACGCCUAGCCUUGACGUCACCGUGUCCUGCGCGUAGAGUCACUUCUCUACCACACUCGUCGGAAGAGUAUCACUCGCCGCACUCGUAUCCAGCGUCGCUUAUCACGCGCCUUCUUUUUCUCUUUUCUACUGGAUGCCGGCUUGCGACCUACGCGCACGCGACAAAAAUCACGAUACAACGGUGAGCGAUAAGUCAGCCGUCGAGUUCUUCGUACGGAUCCGUGAAGCUUCUACGGAUACGUUGCAAACUUGACAAGAAUCGAAAAAUCGAAGUAUCGAAGAUCGAAUGGUUGGAGAGAUUGACGAGUCGGUUCUGCGAGCAGGACCGUUUUUUGGCGGGAACAGUCUGGGAAAAGUGUGCCGCGGGUGAUAGUGUUGUCAGUGGAUCGACGUUACGCGAGAGACGCGAAGCACCGUAAAAGUCAGGUCUCCGUUCGAGUGAAUUCUUCGCAAAACGAAACAAUGAUCGUGCAACAAUGGUGCGAUAAAAUGGUUCCGUGGUUCGCAAACAGUGAUUAACCUCUCAUCCGCUGAACAUCGUAUAUUCCUAUUGACUGGAGAUACUUAUCUUCCCGCCGGCAUUAUAAAUCUACUGUUCGUCGAGUAUUCUAUCAUAUAGAUAUAUAGAAAUAUAGCGCUGCUGUACGUACAUUUUCCAUCGGUCCAUCUAUUUUGAAUCGCACGAAACGUCGCUACCGUUCGACGAGACUGUCGACAGUUGUUGAAUUUGCUUGCUGGUGAUCGCCGUCCGAUCGAAAGAACGGGAUAAAUAAGAAUAAUAAUAAAGUGGAUGUUGGGGUGAAAUAUCGAGGAUUUUGUUGGACUUUGUGGUGGGGGGUGUUGUAAUUUGCGAGAAGAUCGGGAAUAGCGUCCUUCGAAUCGUUAGGUGGAGUCGUUUGGAAAAGUGGUCACGACGCAACAAACGGUGACGAGUUGUCCAGGGGGUGGCGAAGGCGGCGGCGGUGCAGGUGGCGGUGGCGGUGGCAGCGAGAAGACGGUCCCGUAUGCGGCUACAACGGGUCCGGUAGAGGAGGUGGAGGCGCAGGAGGUGGAGGUAGAGGUCGACGAGGUUAAGAUGGAAGCCGAGGAGCAUCUUGCGAGAGAAUACGUACAGGAGUUUGUUCUCGAUCAUCUCGAUCCCGCCGACGUUAAGCGAGAGGUAAGAAUCAGCUCACCAAUGAUGGUGAACGGUAGUGUGGUGCAAUUACCUGGCCAGGCUCUACAAGCGCAAGGUCUGGCUCUAGCGCCUCUGACGCCGCCGGCGCACGAGCUUGAGCAACCCCAUCCGCUUUACGGACAGCCGCACAUUCAGGUGCAGCACGGCGUCCUGGUGAAGGCACCACCGGGUGCAGCUUCUCAUCUGACGACCCUUUCGCAUCCUGGAACACCGCCGGAUACGCCUCCGGUCUCAGCGUCGCCCCCACCGUUGCAAUUGCAUCGGGGCGAUCGCGAUUCCCGCGAUAGAAGUCUAUUUCUUCAUUUGCAACAACCCAGCUCUAUCGUCCAAGACGAUAUGCAGGCUGGCGAGGGCUUUUGCAGACAGCCCGGAGUCAUGGGUUGGUUGACGCAGUCCCUGAGGCAGGAACCGCUCGACCUCAGGCCUCACUGCCCUCAGGAGCAAACACCGGAACCUCAUCACGAGGCUUGGCCCUCCGCACCCAUGCACCAUCAUUUCCAAGAUCCGCAACACCUGCAGCGCCACACCAAGCAUACAGGUGGAUACAUCACGAUGUCGGGCCACAUAGAAUACUACGGAGGUGCGGGAACAGGCGGCGGGAUGCUUCCCGCGGGCGGAAGUGGAAUACCAGUGAUGGAAGACACCAUGCAGGGCAUACAGAUGCAACCGGGAAGACCGAUGAGCGUUUGUUCAGUGAGUUCUUGCGCUGCUGGUGGCUCCACUCCACCGCACAGAGGCAAUGUCCUUUACCAGAAUUGCGGGAGUAACAAUCCCCAGGAAGAACUCAUGAACGACGAGCUGCUCAUGUCGCUUUCCGUACGCGAAUUGAACAAACGCCUUCAUGGUUGCCCGCGGGAAGAGGUGAGUCAGGUGGUGCGUCUGAAGCAAAAGCGGCGAACCUUGAAGAAUCGUGGUUACGCUCAGAAUUGCCGUAGCAAACGGUUGCAACAACGACACGACCUCGAGACGACAAAUCGCAAUCUGCAGAAUGAACUUCAGCGAAUGAAGAUCGAGAUGGCUCGGAUCCAGCAAGAACGUGAUCUUUUUAAACAAAGAUGGGAUAUUCUUAGAACGCGACAGAGCCAUAAUCACAAUCACAGCCACAAUCAUCAUCAGCAACAGGCGUCGCAGCAGCAGCAGCAGCAACAACAACAACAACAGCAAGCGCAGUCGCAACAACCGCAGCCGCAGCAGCAUCAAUCGCAAAAUCAACAGCAACAACAACAACCGCCUCCACAACAGCAACAUCAACCAGCGCCUGCGAGUCCAGAAGUUUAUCUGUGACAUCGACAGCGCCGAGGAGGCGCUUGCUGGACCUGAACAGACAUCCGUCGUGUGCUCGUUGUACGAGGUUCUCGAUCGUGACAUACCUAUGCGCGUGGGACUGAAAGACAAAGAACCAGACGAACAACCGGGUAUAUCCUUCGAGAAACAACGUUUGUUUCCUUCCUCUUUUCAAUCGAGUCUUAAGUCUUAGGCACGUUUUUAAGCUCGUCUACGUGUAUAUAGCGUUCAGUUCUCCUUUCUUUUCUUUAUAUGUAUAGCUUUGUUAAGUGACGCGAAAAAAGAAAAAAAGAGCCUUGACUGUUAAAACCAACUUUGUAAAUCGUGUAUGGAGUUAGCAGCGCAACUAAGCUGUCGUUAGACUAAAGGUAAUUAGAUCUAUUCUCAUAGGUAUAUAAAUAUAUCGCUCGCGGUAGGCUGGACGUCUUUACCAAAUAUUGUACCGAAAAGAAGAAGAAGAAGAAGAAAAGAAACGGGAUAAAGAAAAGAGAAGGAAAUAUAAGCGAACUUUGUCGAAGCGUGAAACAGAAAAGGGGCAAGGAUGAAGCUUAAAGUCAGGGGUCUAGCGUUCACGAGGUUCAUCCUUUUCUUUGUUAUUUAAUUUCUAGCAAAACCAUAAUACCAUUGAUACGUUUGUCACGAAUGAUCGGUUUGGAUAACCUUCGUUACCGCUUAUUAUCACCUAUUAUACGUAUUUCGUGUUUGUAAUAUUAAUUCUCCAUUGGUAUCUUUGGAUCAUAGCUCCUCGCAUUUUUCAUAUUUUGUUAUCGUUGUUCGCAUUGGGUUACUUAAUUUUAAGUUACUUAGCUCCACGAAACGGAUAUUCUUUAUUUUGCAAAUUCAGUCGCCCUAUCGUAAAGGAAUUUGUUACGUUGGAGGAGAACAUGACAGAAUCGUUGCCGAUACGCGCGAUUUCUAGUCUCAAUUUAUUUCAUUUUAGAGAUUUUCAGGCAUAGCUUCUCCUACGAAAUAAAAUUAAACGUUCGAGAAGCUAUUAAUCUUCGUCCAUCAACUUGUGAAACAGAGAAUACAGAAUAAGAUUAAAGAUCGAGAAAUUAAGUAACCUGACUAAAAGCGUUCUGGUUAUCUAUGGUUCAACGGUAUCAUUUAAGAAUUGAUACAUCAUGUAGAGCGUGAUACAUUCAACAUCAUUCGUUGCGUUAACUGUUCAAGCUCCGAGACAACUCGAUUUUUAGACGUCGCAUAGUUUCUUACGAAUAUCAUAGAAAGAAGCAUAGAGCAACGUUGUUUACGAGUGGAGCCCCUUGCAAGCUCUGAUCCUCUUCGUACGUUGUUAUAAGAAAAAUACAGUUGACAUUUUUAACACGACCUCCUUGUUUUUCUACCUCGGUUUUAAACAGAAGGCGACACGCCACAGCGGUGGGAAUCCGUUUCAUACGAGAAGCGAGAAGGCUCGACCAGCGUUAGCUUUCACAAUUUAGUGUUGGCGAAUCGCUAUCCGUUUCCAUCGUUCCUUAUCGCUCUCUUCGUUUAUAUUAAUUUUUAUAUCUAAAUAGUUACUUGCGUGCAGUAUAAUAGCGUAAUCGAAUUUUCGAGAUCGAGUUGUGCGUUGCCACGAUAUCGAGGAUCGUGCAGUUUAUCAGCAGGACCACGGUCCUGGAAAUUUGUACCGGAUACUUUCGUGCCAAUACCCACGAACCUAUUUAGAAAAUGGCCAAAUUUUUUUGGCCGAUCUUUGGCCGAGAUUGCUUAACCCUCUGACAAUCGAAGACUGGGUCAAUCUUGUCUCUUGCAGAUAUUUCACGUUCGUUACCUUCUUCCGUAAUCUACGAAAUUAUCGUUCCGCCGAAUUGCGGUAGAACUUCGUUUAUACAAGUAACGUUCAACUUUCGAUAUCGGAACUUGACAACUUAGCUAACAUUAUGCGAACUGCGGUCCAGCCACAGUCUUCCAUUACGUUCGAACGUGUAUUCUUGUAACGGAGUUUACACGGAGAAUAAGUUGUACGCUGGAAACAUGGGACAGUGGGACGCGUUACAGAAACGACUGGUCAGCUGCCUGUUUCUACGUAUCAGGAUCCUUUCUUACAGUUCAGCCAGGUAACGUUGCAGGCGAAAUUCUACAAGCUGCGAGUUACAGAUUUUUCUCGAUUAACGGCGAUAAGAAAGAACGAUAAGAAAGAAGUAUAUAAACCUAGGAUUAAUAGUUUGUCAGCUGGUUAAAGUCAUUUGUUAGCAAAUUAUCGUGCACGAAAGCCUUUUUUCUCUUCAUUAUCUAAACUGAUAAGAAAGACCGAAGACGAUAGCUGGAGAAUUCGUUGACAGUCCACUAAACUAUCUUGUUUCCCAACCUGCUCGGAUAAACGAAGUUCUAACGAUCAUCAGUACGAACGAUUUUAUUUUUCAAGCAAAUUUCAUUAUUACUAUGCUAUGUUUUACGAACUUACGUGAAACGUAAAGUUGUAAAUAUAUAUGUAUAUAUAUAAAUUUAUAUAUAUAUAAAAUGAUCAAAAUAAAGCAAUUACAAUUUUUAGUACGUAGGCGAAACGAACAACCAUUCAAGUUCUGUUUCUCUUUGAUCGAUUUUUGCUUCAACGGUAUAAAAUAAAAUAUCCUACGCUAAUAGCAACAUUGAUCCAGUCUACGUUAGACAAGGGUUGAUCGACGAGUAAACGGUACUGGAGAGAUCAUCGUGCAUCCUUAAGAACGAUCAUCUUUUAUCUUCAUUUAUCUUUAUCACGAAAGGAGAACCUUACAGGUUCUCUUUCAUCUCGUUUCGACGUUCCGCGGUGCGAAAUCCGAUUCAAAUCGUGUCGCAGAGGUCGCUUCGUCUAAUUAAUAGAAUUCGCUUGGAUUAUAUUAGCGUCUACGAGCAUGUUCGAUCGUGUAGCGCGAAUGGGACGAACGUGCGUUUUCAAUGGGGUUCGACGCGAAGGAGAACCCAAGGAUCUCAAGAAAAUGCGUAAGAACGCGUGCCGAUACAUUUUCGUACCGACACCUACGGGAACAGUGAUAUCAAUUUUAGUAAUUAUGGCACAAAAUGAUCUGUAUACGGUAGAUCUAUAAAUUAUUAGUCGACUUUUAGGUUUGAUUUUAGGGGGAUCGUUAGACGAGAAGAAGAGGGGCUACGAUGUAAUCGUUUGCGUUGCACAGCGGCGUAAAUUUUGUUGCCACGAAUUCCUGGCCGAUUACUAACGAACAAUUCCUAGUAAUCACGCAUGAUAGCGAAUAAUUGUCAUACGAUAUAUCUGGGAAUUGAAAUUUUCGAAGAAGCAGCAGCUUUCCUUUCUUUUUCCUUUAACAUGAUCAUGCGGUUGUGAAGAAGCGAAAGUAUCAGACUUGAUACAAAAAUUACGCCACUGUCAUAUCGAAUGACAUAUGAAUAUACUAUAUAUAUAUUAUUGUUUUGUCGUGGUUGGAUUACGUUGGGUCGUUUCUGUCGACCGAGAAUGUUUCCGAUUCGACUUAAAAAUGUUUUAAUUCCCGUUACAUCGUCUCAUGUGUACAUAAAAUAAUUAUUAUACUUCUUAUUAUAAAUAAACGUCGAUAUCGACAGUUUCAGAUA